AUGAAAGAGGCACGAGAUAUGCGAGAUAUGCGAGACUCUCGGAGCGAUAUGCGUGACAGCCGCGAGAUGAACGGCAACACGGCACAGGAGGUUACAUCCAUAACCGAUCUACAGACUAUGCUCUCCCGCUUUUGGGACGCACACUCCCGGCAGUUCAAAGAAAUCGAGGGCUCUCUGACCAACCAACUUUCGACACUCAUCCAAAAGAACGGCUUCCUCUGCCAAAAGAUCGAGAACCUGCAACGCAUCAACACCGACCUGGAAUACAAGUUUUCCAUCACGACAUCAGAGCUGGAGCGGGCACGGAGGGAAUACGCGGAGCUUCAGGCAAAGUACGAACUCCGCAACCACAACUACAAGGAUCUCAAGGAGGUCUGCUAUCAAUUGGAUGCCCAGCUCAACAAGAGGAACGGUAUCGCACCAGAGGAUUCGCUCAUGAAUCGCAUGGAACUUGCUGCCGCUGAUCGCAAGAAGCGGAGAUUGUCGGUGGAUCUCACCGAAAACGAUUCCGACACUGGCUUCUCUCCUUAUGACGAGACAGAACCCGCGGGUGCCAUGGUCACUGCGGCUCCCAUUAUUCGCACCAUCGUACCAGUCGGCAUCGCUUCACAAGGCUCGCCACCUGACGGCGGAGCCACACAAAGCACAUGGACUUGCCUUUGGAAGAGCUGUAACCAAGUCUUUGGUGCCUUGGACUGGCUCGUCAGCCAUGUCGAAGAGUUCCACAUCGGCCUCGGCAAGUCUCAAUAUACCUGCGAGUGGGAGAACUGCGUUGUCAAGCAAAAGCCUUUCCACAAGCACCAUCAGGUGAUUCGUCAUAUGCGCACGCAUACAGGUGAAAAGCCUUUUGUCUGCACAGUUGAUGGCUGCGGGAAGAAGUUUGCACGAUCGGAUUCUCUUCUGGAGCACUCUCGCAAGCACAGCGGCACCCCAGCUGACUACUACAAGAUGAUGGAGAUCAGCGCCCAGCGUGAACAUGACGCCCGCCACUUGAACGGAUUGAUGCUGCAGAUGGACACCAUUCAGGAGCACCAAAUGGCCGACGUUGAUUUUGAUGUUGACGUCAACCCUCUCCCUCCCUCGGGCACCAGUGACCAACCAAAUGGCGCCAGCCGAUCUCCGACCCCAGCACAUCAGCAACAACAGCAACAGAAGCAACAGUACCCUGGCGGCCAAGCACCAUCGGGAGCAGAGCCUAUAGGAGUGGAUGGACCAGAGAGGGAGGAUAUUCGGGAACGCGAGCACGCGAUUCGAGAGACUGGCCCAACCCAGCGCGACGGACCUCCAUUCGAGCCAUCCAAUGGCCUACGUGAGCACUACCGUUCUGAAGGCCCUGGUCAGCAUUCUUCGUCUUCCUCGGCCUACCCACCCACACACCCCUUCCACCCUUCCAACGGACCCCAUCACCACCAGCAACACCAGCGACAGCCACCUCAGGGAUACACGCAGGGCCCUCAUGAUCCCCAUGGCGGCGAGGGACGACAGAUCCAUCGCAGCCGCGGUCAUACCCAUACAUCCUCCUUAGGUCUUUCACGAAUGGACGUUCAAGACUUGAACCGGGCAAGAGAGUCUAGUCAUUCGCACUCCCGUUCGAUGGACUAUGGUCGUGGCGAUCAGCGCCCACGGUACCACCCUAAUGAGAUGGGCCAUUCUCAGACGCCUUCUCUCGAGUACCCUCGCCAGGAUAUGAACUAUCAGCGAAAAGACCGUGGACAUUCCCACACGCCCUCGCUCGAGAUGCCGCCCAUCCCUAACCAGGCGAUGCACCGCCUUGACGACCGACGACCCAUGCACUCUUCCCAGAGCUUUUUGAGCCCCGAGGACCAGCAACAGCGCCAUAUGCAGCAGCAGCAGCACGGUCACCAUGGUCAGCAUCCCCAGCAUGGUCAGCACUCUCAGCACGGCCAGUUCCAUGGACAACAACCCCAGAAGAGCCCUUUUGGUCACCACGCCCACCCCCAGCAUCACCAGGACCGCGAGCGAUCCCAUCAUACCCCCCAGGGUGAACAACAGCAACAACAUAUUCAGCAACAGCAGCACCACCAGCAGCAGUCAAAGCAGCAGCAGUUGCCAACUCCAGUCCAGGCCAAUGAGACCGCUGUUGAAUCAGCACCUCAGGAGCAGCCCGACUCCCCCAUCUCCAGCCUGACGCCCAGAACCCCACAGUCGAGCACUCACGAGGAGUCGAUGGUGGAAGGCGCACCUGAGCUCUGUGCCCCCUCGGCCGGAGGGCCAAUGGAAGAUGACAGCAAGAGCUCUGUCGCCGUCGUUUAA
Messenger RNA from Linnemannia hyalina, 2274 nucleotides. Lineage: Eukaryota; Fungi; Mortierellomycota; Mortierellomycetes; Mortierellales; Mortierellaceae. The record is from the annotation of a GenBank genome assembly.